UCAAACUAAAUUAACAUCCAAUAUGCAACAAGACGAAGGCGAAGAUUAUGGAGGAGGAGAAGAUAAUAUUAAUAACGAUAGUGUAAUUGAUAUCAACAACAACAACUACUACAAUGAUAAUAAUGAUGGUGACAUGAUAAAUAAAAUGAUGUGCGAAAUAAAUGGAGAAAAAUAUUAUAAUGGAAUUAAAGUACCUCCUUUAGUUUAA
Messenger RNA from Entrophospora candida, 208 nucleotides. The record is from the annotation of a GenBank genome assembly. Lineage: Eukaryota; Fungi; Glomeromycota; Glomeromycetes; Entrophosporales; Entrophosporaceae.